Symbiodinium natans is the source of this 1209-nucleotide messenger RNA. The record is from the annotation of a GenBank genome assembly. Lineage: Eukaryota; Dinophyceae; Suessiales; Symbiodiniaceae.
AUGGCCGCGGUACCUCCUCAAGAGAGAUAUCAGAAGUUGAACAAGAUCGGAGAGGGCUCAUGUGGAGUGGUUUUCCGCUGCAGGUGUCGCCAGACUGGCCGGAUCGUGGCAAUCAAGAAGGUAAGAUUCGCGUACGAAGAGCCAGGAGGUUCCUCCGGCGGCCCCUCCCUGGCAGGAGCAUUCGGGGCUUCGGCGCUGGUACUUCGUGAGGUGGCCCUGUUGAAGUCCCUGAGCAAACACCGGGGCAUUGUGCCCCUCUGGGAAGUCUAUGCAGAAGCAGGGAAGCUCUACAUGAUUUUCGAGUACUUCGAGCACGACCUUGCAAGGUACAUGCAUGACGCAGGCCCCCUCUCCGACCGUCGAGUGUGUCGCUUCGCCUGGCAGUUGAUUGCUGCAAUGGCCCAUUGUCAUGCGCAUCGAGUGGCCCACAGGGAUGUGAAGCCCCAGAACAUCCUGGUCAAGCUGGAGACCGACGAGGUGAAGCUGUGCGAUUUCUCCUUAGCCCGCUCGGUGGUCGUGCAGCCGACAGUCUCCCAAAAUCCGGAGACGCACAAGGUGGCCUCGCUAUGGUAUCGUGGCCCAGAGAUCUUGUUGGCAUCAGAGCAAUGCGGUCACUGCGGUGUGAGGCUGGAUGUUUGGUCACUGGGCUGCGUCAUUGCAGAGAUGGUGCUGAAUGAGCCCUUGUUUCCUGGCUCCUCCGAGAUUGGAAUGCUAUUCCAUCAGUUUAAGCUCCUGGGCACACCUGAUGAAAUGUCAUGGCCGGGAGUGACCUCCUUGGCAAACUGGUCAGAUCAGUUCCCACAUUUCCGAGCCGGACCUUGGCAUGAGAAGGUGCAGAGCAAUCCAGCCAUGCACAACCUCAUUUCCUCUCUGGUGUGCUGCUGCCCUGCGCAGCGGCAGUCGGCCGGAGCUUUACUGGGUCACAGUGUCUUCCGCAUCCUGGACCCUUCGCUUCCUUCGCUUCCUUCACACAUGCCCGGCUCGGACUGCGACAUGCCCGAGCCACGCACAUCUGAGGCUGAAAGGUGCCAGUCAGCCCAGCUCUAUACAGUGGCCCCACAGAAAUCAGCCAUCGAGGAUGUGGGCGAGUUCUUCCACAGCCUAAAGCGAGAGAACCCAACACAGGUGUCCAGAGCCGGCAAGAAGCCCACACAUUCCUCGCUGUUUGAUGAUUGGCACCUGAACACUCAGAUUCGUGGUGUCCGCUGA